AAGGCGGAAGGUUUGAAUAGCCAGGACCUGUGACUGUUGAUAUUCUUGCACCGAGGCUAUAACUUCGACCCUCUCCUGAGAAGCGCAAGCCUCGACCCGAACCUAUCCUGUCUAGAAGCAGAAUUGUAGUCUAGUUAAUUGACUCCCGUCCUCAGAUUUCUUUUAAUUUUGAUUAAGUCUUCGCUUGUGACUGAUUUUCCACUUCCGUUUUUCCUGAGGUUUCGGAGGCCAUGUCUGCAGAACUCAUUUCCUCCACCGGAGAGGAGGGACGCCUCAGCUCAGGACCCAGUUUUAGAUCCCGUCAGAGGAGGAUAUUAAACUUGCUUCUGGAGAGAGACACUUCCUUUACCACCUGUCCAGAUCUCCCUAGAACUCCAGUGAACAAACUCUUUGGUGAUUCUGCAAACCUAAGCGUUUUGUCUGGAGGAACCCCAAAAUGUUGCCUUGAUCUUUCGAAUCUUAGCGGUGGUGGAGAGAUGUCUGCCAAUCAACUUAGCACUUCUGCAGACAUUGAUGAAAUUGGUCAUUUGGAUUCUAAAGGACCUCAGGAAAUAUAUUUAACUGGGAUGAAUCCUCAACAGCACCUUAGAAAAUGCAGCCCAGCACAGCUGCAUUGUAGCACUCCAAAUGCUUUGGACCAUGGCAACAGGAAGAAAGAUGCAAUAUGUAGCUCAUCCACAAAUAAAGAAAAUGAGAACAACACUUUGAAGUCCUCGGAGUGGUGGGCACCCAGGAGCCUGAAGUUUCGAAAGAGACCAGGGGGGCCUUACAUGUCUCCCCUUUCUCUACUGGACAAUGGAAACUUUUUGGAAAGUGAAAUGAAAUAUCUGGGCAGCCCCAUUACUACACUUCCAAAAUUGGAUAAAAAUCCAGAACUAGAAGAUCAAGCAGAGGAGAUUUCCAAUGAAUUGAUGGACUUUUCUCUGGAAGAUCAGGAAGAGCCCAAGGCAUCUCUGAAUAGAAGCUCCUUGUAUCGCUCCCCUUCAUUGCCAGAGAAUUUGAACAGGCCAAGACUGAAGCGGGUGGUAAAAUUCAAGGACAACCCAGUACCAGAUAAAGAAAAAAAGGAGUAUUGUUCUAGCCACAAAGAGCUCAGGAAGGGCUUAGGUCUAAAGAAGACAGUCUCUCUCUGUGACAUUAAUAUCACUCAGAUGCUGGAGGAAGAUUCUAACCAGGGCUCUCUGAUUGGUGAUUUCUCCAAGGUAUGUGUGCUGCCAACCGUGUCAGGGAGACACCAGGAUCUGAAGUACGUCAACCCAGAAACAGUGGCUGCCUUACUGUCAGGGAAGUUCCAGAGUCUGAUUGAGAAGUUUUAUAUCAUCGAUUGCCGCUAUCCAUAUGAAUACCUGGGAGGACACAUCCAGGGAGCCUUAAACUUGUACAGUCAGGAAGAACUGUAUGACUUCUUUCUGAAGAAGCCCAUUGUCCCUUUGGACACCCGGAAAAGAAUAAUCAUCAUAUUCCACUGUGAAUUCUCCUCAGAGAGGGGUCCCCGAAUGUGCCGCUCUCUGAGAGAAGAGGACAGGGCUCUGAACCAGUAUCCUGCAUUGUACUACCCAGAACUAUAUAUCCUCAAAGGGGGCUACAAAGACUUCUUUCCAGAAUAUACGGAGCUGUGUGAACCACAGAGCUACUGCCCUAUGCAUCAUCAAGACCAUAAGGCUGAGCUGCUGAGGUGUCAAAGCCAGAGCAAAGCAUGGGAAGGAGAGCGGCAGCUGCAGGAGCAGAUUGCCUUACUGGUGAAGGAUGUGAGCCCAUGAUAGUGGGUCAGUGGUUGGCUGUCUAGGAGUCACCAAAAGACACUGUAGAAAUGCUGACCAGAAAGAGGCCAUGUUGUAUGUGGCUAAACCCAAGAUUGUUAAAAGAUGUCUGCAAACCAACAAGCUGCCAAGCUAAUGAAAUUCCAGGCCUGGGUGUUGGUUUUAGCAGAGCUGCUGGCUGGUGACUGAGUCCUGGAGCCAGCUCUAGAAGGCUGUAGCCUUGAGUUAUAUGGCGAUUUGUUGCUUCAGGAAGUGUUUGCAUUCUCUUCCCAUUUAGACUUGUCUUCCCACAAGCCAGCCAGCGCUUUCCCUGGUCUUCUGCCUGUGCCCAUCUUCUUUCUCUGUACUUGCCUUCUUUGUUUCCUUCUCUCUUUUCCUUAAAUGGGAAAAUAAACACUGCAGAAUGAGAGAUUUGAUUGUGAGCCCAGUCUACUCCUAGAAGAUCUUUGUAAGAAAGAGAUCACCGGGCGCCUGGGUGGCUCAGAUGGUUAAGCGUCUGCCUUCGGCUCAGGUCAUGAUGCCGGAG
Callorhinus ursinus (northern fur seal) is the source of this 2286-nucleotide messenger RNA. It is a transcript of the gene CDC25C, whose product is annotated as cell division cycle 25C. Gene Ontology annotation, molecular function: protein tyrosine phosphatase activity. Gene Ontology annotation, biological process: protein dephosphorylation; G2/M transition of mitotic cell cycle; positive regulation of G2/M transition of mitotic cell cycle. Lineage: Eukaryota; Metazoa; Chordata; Mammalia; Carnivora; Otariidae. The record is from RefSeq and is a predicted model, not a curated record. Gene Ontology annotation, cellular component: nucleus; cytoplasm.